AUGUCUCGAAGUGUAAAAGAUCUUCGUGAUUUAAUAUGUAUAUCAAGAUUUGGUUUUCGUCCUGAUGAAGAAGAGUCAAAUGAAGACAAAGAUAACGACACUACUAAAUUGUCAAGUAGUAUUUCCUCCCCUAAUAACGAUGAUUUUAAUUCAAUAUUAUUUUAUUUUGAUCCGAGUACGAUUAACAAUUGGUUAGAUAUAACAAAUGUUCGAUUAGAUAAACUUCGUCAAUGGUGCAAUAUAAAAAAUAAUUUUAUCCAUUUUAUUCAUUUUUGGUUAAACAAGUUUGAUCAUAAACAUAAAAUAUCUUUGUUUGAUAUGGAAUUUGAAUUAUUCCUUGAACAUUUAUUAUUAGCAUUUAGUCCGGGUAAUUUUGAUUCAUCUAUUAUUGAGCAUUUUGCUCGUUAUAUACUUUAUGAUAUUGAUCGAAUUAGUAAAUCAUUGAACAAAGAUUCUGAUUAUGAAUUUAUUCAACGUAUUGAAAUAUUAAGUAAUUUAGAACGAACAAAUGAGUAUCGUACGAUAUUAGCUGAUUUACCAACAUUAAAUAAUAGUAAUAAAAAUAAACUCUAUUUACAAUGGAUGUUAGCUAUGAGAGCAUUCGGUCUAGUUUCAAUAUGUUCAGCGGCGAUUGAUUUUUACGAAAAUAUUCAACACACAUUAAAUGAAAAUACCUUAGUGUCAAUAAAUCAAGAUCUUGAAAAAGAUAAAACUCAAAUUACAAGUUUAGAUCAGUUAAAACAUCGUGUUGAAGCUGCUAUGAGAUUGUGUUAUGUUGAUGUCAUUGAUUAUUAUUUUAAAACGAAACAGUUAAAUGAUAAAACAUUUUUCGAUGAUAACAACGGUCGAAAUAUUCUAGUUAAUGCUGUUACAAUUGGUCACCUUGACAUCGUUGAGUAUUUAUUGAAAGCGAAUAUACCUGAAUUAGAUAUCAAUUAUGUCACACAAUCUGGUAAUACAGUCUUACAUGUUUGUGUUAAUGUUCAACGUAAAGAUAUAAUUCAAUUGCUUUUAAAAUAUUAUCCAAAUAUUAACGUUAAUAUUAAAAAUAAACAACAAGCAACACCUCUUCACUUAGCUAUUAUUUACGGCGAUGUUGAUAUUGUUAACAUUUUACUUGAAGCUGGUGCUGAUAAAUCCCUAUUAAUGACAAAUAAAACAUGCAAAGAUUUAGCAAAAGAUUUUAAUAAUGAAUAUUUAUAUGAAAUGUUUUCCCAUUAA
Molecule: messenger RNA, 1221 nt
Organism: Didymodactylos carnosus
Lineage: Eukaryota; Metazoa; Rotifera; Eurotatoria; Philodinida; Philodinidae
Source: the annotation of a GenBank genome assembly